UUUCAGCCGGCUAGGUGCUGCCCUGCGGAGAAAGGCAUGCUGGGAUAGCAGUCAUGGCGGUAUGUUUUGAAGAGGAAGCUAACAUUAGCAGUUAGCAGUGAAGAUGCAGAGGGCAGUCUCCAGUUUGUCUUUCAGUCCCAGUGUGAAGGUGAAACUGGUCAGCGCUGGUUUCCAGUUCACCUCAGACCUGCUGCACCUUGAACCGCGACAACUCAGCAAAGAGGCUGGUCUGUCCCAGCAGGAGGCGCAGGAGGUGCUGCAGGCUGUGACGAGAGCAGGAGAGGGGGUGUCAGCCGCUCUGACAGCUCUGGAGCUCCUGCAGAAAGAGGAGGAGACGAGGAGCAUCGUGACCUUCUCCUCUCAGCUGGACGCUGCUCUUGGAGGAGGAUUUCCUAUCGGGAAAACAACAGAAAUAUGUGGAGUUCCAGGAGUUGGAAAAACACAACUGUGCCUGCAGCUGGCGGUGGACGUCCAGGUGCCCCAGUGUUUUGGGGGGGUCGGAGGUCAGGUGAUGUACAUUGACACUGAGGGCAGCUUCCUGCUGCAGAGAGUCAUCGACAUGGCCACCGCUGCCGUCAGACACUGCUCCCUAUUGGUCGAAGAUGACGAGCAGCGUGUUGCCAUGACGACCUUCACUGUGGAGACCAUUCUGUCCGACAUCUUCCUGGUACGUUGCAAUGACUAUAUGGAGCUGCUGGCCGAGCUCCACCUGUUGCCUGACUUCCUGUUAAACCACCCGAGGGUCCGCCUCCUGGUGAUUGACAGCGUUGCUUUUCCAUUCAGACAGUUUGACGACCUGUCGCAAAGGACACGCCUCCUCCAAGGCCUUGGCCAACAGCUAGUCGCCAUGGCAUACAGACACCAUGUGGCCGUGGUGAUCACCAACCACAUGACCACACGGCUGCGGGGCAGCCAAUCACAGCUUGUCCCUGCCCUUGGGGAGAACUGGGGCCAUGCCCCCACAAUCAGGCUCCUCCUACAGUGGGCGGGGUCACAACGACUUGCGGCCAUUUUAAAAUCUCCAGGUCAUGUGGACACCACCGUCCAAUACCAGAUUUCUUCUGAUGGGUUCAGAGAUGCCGACCAAUCAGAGCUGCCACAGAACAAGCGGCCCCGAACACAUGCCAACCAAUCAGCUGCCAGUCAGCAGGACUCCUGCUGUUGAUUGGUCAGAGCAUUUCUGUAUUUAUCUUCAAUGAAGAACGUGUAGAUGUGUAAAAUAACAUUUAUCUGACAGCUAGACAGAUGAACAUAAACAUAUGAUCAGAUGAUAAAGUAUAAUUGUUACUGUAUAUUAAUGGCUAUGCACUCACACAGGUGUGUAACAGGUGCAGCUCCUGUACAUGGGAGUUGUAGUUGUCUUCAAGCUUUUCUGGACAAAAAGUUUGAAAUAAAAAUAUAUGAAUGAAUGAAUUUAAUCAAUUAAUACAACAGGAUUCAAACCACAACCUCCAGGAUGACAGUCUGGUAUGUGAUACUGGUGCGGACUGUGUCGCUCUUUAUACGAUCUCACCUGAUUUCUAAAGCAUUUCUGGCAGAGAUUCAAAUUUGUGACUAAAGGAAGGAACAGCAGUGAUGUUAUUACUGACCAACACACAUUGUAUGAAGCUUGUGUUUAGAGUAUAUGGAGAAAUUAAAAAUCACCUGGAAGGAAACAAAUUAUUUGAAUCCAGUUUAUACUGAGGUGAACUUCAACCUCUUGUGGCUGAAAUCAAUAUUACAACAACAUACACAGACACAACUGAUGUGUUAAUCAGUGAAUAAGUGGUCCACUUUGAGUGGUCAAUAAAACAAUAGCUCCAGUUUCUGUUCUGUUUAAUAAUUAUAAAUGUGAAAGUUUUUAUGUCAUGUCUGUUGGUCCAAUUCAAGUGUUCAGAAAUGUGAUUUUAGUUUGUUUCACUUUACAAAAUCUAAACCUCAUGAAACAUGUAAAUAAUUAUGAUUGUUUGACUCUGACUUGCUGCUCAACAUGGACUGACAGUGACUUCAGGUGGAGAAUAAACAGACUGAUGUCAAAACUA
Molecule: messenger RNA, 2021 nt
Organism: Seriola aureovittata
Lineage: Eukaryota; Metazoa; Chordata; Actinopteri; Carangiformes; Carangidae
Gene: rad51c
Product: RAD51 paralog C
Exons: 4
Coding region: 104-1165 (353 amino acids)
Biological process (GO): reciprocal meiotic recombination; DNA repair; meiotic DNA recombinase assembly
Cellular component (GO): Rad51B-Rad51C-Rad51D-XRCC2 complex; Rad51C-XRCC3 complex; replication fork
Molecular function (GO): four-way junction DNA binding; crossover junction DNA endonuclease activity; ATP binding
Source: RefSeq, a predicted model, not a curated record